AAAAAAUGUAGUCCAUUUUGCAUCGUUCGCACGUCUCCGCAGUCCGCAAGCAGAGCUUAUCUUUGUUCCAUCGUUCUUCACUUUCAAAGUAAAAGGAAUUCAUAGCCAUGGGGAAAGAUGCCAAGACCAAGGAUAGUAAAGGAAAGGGUAAACAGACUGCCAGUGGAAGUGAUGCCACUGCUUCUAAGGUUAAGGGAAAAGGUGGCAAAGGAGAUGGCCUUGGAACCUGUACACAUGUCAAAGCUAGGCAUAUCCUAUGUGAAAAGCAGGGUAAGAUUAAUGAAGCAUACAAGAAGCUACAAGAUGGGUGGCUGGACGAUGGAAAUAAGGUUCCACCAGCUGAGUUUGCUAAGGUAGCUCAAGUAUAUUCAGAAUGUCCAUCAGGGAAGAAAGGUGGGGAUCUUGGAUGGUUUCCUCGUGGCAAAAUGGCUGGCCCAUUUCAGGAUGUUGCCUUCAGUACUGCUGUUGGGUGUACCAGUGAACCAUUCAAAUCGACACAUGGGUACCAUAUUAUUCUUUGUGAGGGGAGGAAGAAUUGAUAGGAUUGACCUUCAAAUCAAGUUGUAUGUGGAAGCUAUGGAAAUCAAGAAACCAAGUGUGUUCAGUUAUCUACUUAUCACCUACUUUGCUGAAUGAUGCUUUCAUACUAAUAAGUACAGUCUAAUCAAUCUCUUUCAUUGGAAAUGCUUUCGCAAGGUUGCGGGGAAUGAAUGACAUUUAUGAAUUGUCCAGCCGAUUCAUUGUCUUUUCAUAUUCAUGUUUUUGCACAAUUAGUCAGUCCUCCUAUCAGUUUUUACUGCUUAGAUUAUGUCCUUUGCAUGAUCCUUGUUCCAUUAUAGUGGGUUGAUUCUAUAAAUUAGAAUGUGAAAAUUUUAUUCCAUCUGCUUCACUGGGACUACAUGAGCGUUACAAUAUGAAAUAUGUAUCAAAUAUGUACGUUAAUACUUUUACUCUAAAUUAGUGUAGAAA
This is a messenger RNA of Cuscuta epithymum, 969 nucleotides long. NCBI's taxonomy places the organism in Eukaryota, Viridiplantae, Streptophyta, Magnoliopsida, Solanales, Convolvulaceae. The record is from the annotation of a GenBank genome assembly.